Dichomitus squalens LYAD-421 SS1 is the source of this 756-nucleotide messenger RNA. RefSeq lists its product as uncharacterized. Bases 1 to 756 code for a protein of 251 amino acids. NCBI's taxonomy places the organism in Eukaryota, Fungi, Basidiomycota, Agaricomycetes, Polyporales, Polyporaceae. The record is from RefSeq and is a predicted model, not a curated record. The transcript is spliced from 4 exons.
AUGCUUGCUCCUAUGGGUUCCGCAUCCUCCUCAUCCUCGUCUGAACAACCUCCACCUACAGCACCCACAGUGUCCAACAAGAGCGACGUCCCUCCUGCCAAGGGAUCUGUGGUGUGGAAGAAGUGGCCCUCCGCCCUCCGGGCUCUGAUCGCGGUGCUUCCAGCAUAUCAAGCCCUCCUCAGAAGUGGCGAUUACACUGGCAAAAGGGCAUGGAUGAGCAAGACCAUACCGGAGAUGAUGGAGCGCGACUUCCCUGAGAGCAUGAUUCAGCAAUUUGGCACCGACAAGCUCAGAGUUGCCGUCGGAGCCUGGUUGAACAACAAUAGGAACGCGGCAGCCCAGGAUGUAUCCAAGGCGUUGGAUGGGAACGACUGCCCACAGAAGGCUGAAGAUGGAGCCACGGCGAGCCCUAGCAGGAACACGGGAAGCAAUGAUACCGCACGCGCAGUCGUGGGGAAGAUCGAGCGUAUCAAAGCUAUGGGCGGGAAUAAGAUAGGGGGAUGGUCGAGGUGCGCGUCCUACAUUUGGCACAACGAGCUGGAGGAGGCGGAGCGGUCCGAGUGGGUAAAAAAAGCGGAGGAGCUGAGCGUGCCUGACGAUGAGCAAUGUUACAUCAAUCAGCUCAGCGUCACAAAGCUGCUUGUUAGCUUGCUGACUGACCUAAUCGGCAUAGGGCCCUCCAAAAUAGGCAAGGCGUGCUUCGCGGUGCGCUUGGCUUACAGGGCCCCUGAUGGGCAGCUCAUCUAUGAAGAGUAA